Homarus americanus (American lobster) is the source of this 1041-nucleotide messenger RNA. RefSeq names its product tyrosine-protein phosphatase non-receptor type 23-like. The transcript has 2 exons. The record is from RefSeq and is a predicted model, not a curated record. NCBI's taxonomy places the organism in Eukaryota, Metazoa, Arthropoda, Malacostraca, Decapoda, Nephropidae. The coding region runs from base 1 to 1041 and encodes 346 amino acids.
AUGUUUCAGCCACCAGAGACGAGACCUCCCACGUCACUCACACAGACAACUAAACGUAACACCCUACCUGGCUCUAUACCCCUACCAGACCUUGGCCCUAUACCUCUACCAGACCUGGCCUAUAAUCUCUACCAGACCUUGGCCCUAUACCCCUACCAGACCUUGGCUCAUACCCCACCAGACCUUGGCCCUAUAUCUCUACCAGACCUUGGCCCUAUACCUCUACCAGACCUUGGCCCAUACCCCUACCAGACCUGGCCCUAUACUCCCCUACGACCUUGGCCCUAUACCCCCCACCAGACCUGCCCAUACCCUCUACCAGACCUUGGCCCUAUAAUUCCCCAGACCUUGCCCCUAUACCCCUACCAGACCUGGCCCUAUACCCCUCUACCAGACCUUGGGCCUAUACCCCACCAGACCUUGGCCCUAUACCCCACAGACCUUGGCCCUAUACCUCUACCAGACCUUGGCCCUAUAAUUCUCUACCAGACCUUGGCCCUAUACCCUCUACCAGACCUUGGGCCCUAUACCCCCCACCAGACCUGGCCUAUACCCCCUACUGACCUGGCCCAUAUCUACAGACCUGGCCCUAUACCCUCUACUGACCUUGGCCCUAUACCCCUUACCAGACCUAUACCCACGACCUUGGCCCUAUACCCCUCCAGACCUUGGCCCUAUACCCCUCUACCAGACCUUGGCCCUAUACCCCUCUACCAGACCUGGCCCUAUACUCCCCUUACCAGACCUUGGGCCUAUAAUUUCUACCAGACCUUGGCCCUAUACCCCCUACCAGACCUUGCCCUAUACCCCUACCAGACCUUGGCCCUAUACCCUCUACCGGACCUUGGCCCUAUAACUCCCCACCAGACCUUGGCCCUAUACCCUCUACCGGACCUUGGCCCUAUACCCUCUCAACAGACCUGGCCCUAUACCCCCUUACCAGACCUUGGCCCUAUACCCUCACUGCCCAUCCUACCACCUUGGCCCUAUACCCUACCAGACCUUGGCUCUAUACCCCUCUACCAGACCUUGGCCCUAUAA